AUGUCGGAGCCUGUAAUUGUCUACAAGGCGCUGCGUCAAAUCUCGGAAUGGACACUGUCCACGUUCUACUCGGAGGUGACAGUUCGUGGCCAGGAGAACAUCCCACAAAACGGGCCACUCAUCAUCUGUUCCAGCCAUCACAAUGAGAUCAUUGACAUUGCUACUCUUGCUGUCACCAUCCCGCACCAGCGACAGGUGUCCUUCUGGGCCAAGUCGUCGAUGUUCAAAAAUCCUGUGUCUCGUUUCAUUAUGGAAUCCUCGGGAGCUAUCCCUGUGAUGCGUAACCCCAACAGCCGUGGUGCAACGCCGAAUGGGACGCAACCUUCCGAGUCCACCGAACCUACUGCUGACUCCCUAUUUGCGGCUACUACUCGCGCACUUCUCGAUGGUCGCGUUGUUGGUGUGUUUCCCGAAGGCACGAGCUACACCGAGCCACGCAUCAUGCAGGUGAAAGAGGGCGCAGCGCUUGCCGCUCUCGAAUUUGUGCGAGCGGACAAGGCGAAAUGGGAAGCGGAGGAGGUGGCGGAGUGGGAGAAGGCGAGGGAGGAGAGGGAAAAGAUAGAAAAGGAGCAGUGGGAGGCGAAAGAGAAUGCGGAGAGAGAAUACAUAGCAUGGCAGCUGAAGGAGGCGCCCAGAUUAGAGGCGGAGGAACAGGAGGCAAGGGAGAGAGAAGAUGGAGCAUGGGAGGAAUGGCGGCAGCGGAACGAGAUGGCCAUAUUGGAAACCGAGGCAAGAGCAAGUGAGGAGAAUCAGACGGCAGAGGAGAUGGAAGCGAAUAUACGGGCGGAAUCAGAAUUGGAGCUUGCAGUGGACGUUCAAGCGGAGACAUACACAGUGGACAAGACGAGAGAGAGAGAAGAAAGACAGGAAUUGGAGGUAAGUGCGGGUGUGGAUGGAGAGCAGGGAGACGAACGGCUAGGAGAAGCAGAAGAGGGGGUAGAGAGGGCUGAGGAAGGGAACUUUGAAGUAGGAUCGGAAGAAAAGAUAGAAGAAGAGGCAGAAAAUGGGGCUGCCAUCGUCAUCGACACCCCAGCAGAGUCCGCAGCGGGGUCCGCCGUGAUGGAGGAGAACGAAUUCAGGUCAGGGAUGCAGAUCGCAGAGGCCGCCGCUCUCAAUUGGACAACCGCGACAACCGACGUUGAGAUUUGGACUCCGCUGCAAGGGAAUCAAUCGGCGUCUUAUGCACCACAAUAUAGUCGGACGGAGCAACCUUAUUCAUCAGCACGACAAGAGUGGCAACCGAGCUGGCAAACGACGCAGCAAAGUGGAGGACUUGUCUGGGAUCGUGGUUACAACCAACCCAAAGCGGCACCAAAGGAGCGCCCGACGUAUACAGCAGAAUUGAGCCUUGUGCCGUUCAUGUCGGGCACGACUUGGGUUAUCGCCCGGGAGAGCCCUGCGUAUCAAGUGAACACUAUGGUGAGAGACAUCCUCUGGCCCGAUGACGACAUGCAUCUAUGGAACUUUCCCGACAUCAGUCAGACCAUUGUUGAUAUUUUCUCUCCCGGAAAUGCGUCCGAAGAACAAGAGCGUGUCAAGAAACUCCUUCUACAUUACUCCGCACUCCUGCAGUACGCGAAUAUGACCCACAGCGCGGUAUCCGCGUCCCUCUUUUACGAGCACUCGGACACGGUGCCCACCGUAUUUCAGACGCUCCGUAUCUUAAUCCUCAGGCUCAUCCUCGCCUUCCUCGACCCGCGUUUUAUCCUCUUCGUACCUGCACUCGUUCUGCACCUGCCUGUAUAUGGCUCCUCCCUUCUCGCGUCGCGCUUGCUCGCGAAUCGGAAGCUACCCGAGACGAUCUCACAGUACAAAGUCAUCUUCGGGGGUGCCGCGAUGGGAGCCGUGUACAGCUGGUUUGCGUCGGUCGUGUUCAGGUGCACUAUGAACUGGGCUUUGAGGUUCGGUCGCGCGCUCGGCAACAACCAGUUUUUGCUGGUUGCUAUAAGGAAAAUCCCAGCAGUUGAUCUUCACGGUUGGGAGGGAGUUCUGGGGCGUGUCGGAGGGAUUUUGGGACGUGUCUGUCAAGUCGCGGGCGUGGUCGGGUUAGGUGCGACAGCAGCCGCUAGUGUCUUCUUGAUAGCAAAGUCGCAUAAAUACUUCGUAAAGGGGAAUCUCAAGAGGUUCCGCCGUCUCACCGCGUGUGCUAAAGUCUUUGUUGGCCUCGCAACACCCGCGUCGUUCUCCCUGCCCCUCGACAAAGCGAACGCGUACUUCGCCCGCCCGCCCAUCCCGCCCCGCAACCCGUUCGUCAAGUACGAGACCCCCGCCGAGGAGAGGCGCAGCCCCGCCAUACCCUUCAUCUUCUCGCACAGGCUCAUCCGCCACAUCCUCAACGCGCGAUACAAGACGAUGAUCAGUCUCCUCGAGUAUUUGAAGGAACAGCCGUGGAGCACCCGUCGCGGCCCAGUGGAUGCCGCGAGGGCCACCACCCUUUGCGAAGCGCAAUUCCUGCGACGUAAGUUCGAGAACCACGCCGCGAUCCUUGGACAUGAGGCUUGGACUCGUGCACAGGCUCAGGCUGAAGCCGAAGUUCGAGCCAAGUCCGAUUAA
Heterobasidion irregulare TC 32-1 is the source of this 2553-nucleotide messenger RNA. RefSeq lists its product as uncharacterized. NCBI's taxonomy places the organism in Eukaryota, Fungi, Basidiomycota, Agaricomycetes, Russulales, Bondarzewiaceae. Bases 1 to 2553 code for a protein of 850 amino acids. The record is from RefSeq and is a predicted model, not a curated record. The transcript is spliced from 8 exons. Gene Ontology annotation, biological process: phospholipid biosynthetic process. Gene Ontology annotation, molecular function: glycerol-3-phosphate O-acyltransferase activity; glycerone-phosphate O-acyltransferase activity. Gene Ontology annotation, cellular component: endoplasmic reticulum membrane.